This is a messenger RNA of Schizophyllum commune H4-8, 251 nucleotides long. RefSeq lists its product as uncharacterized. The transcript has a single exon. NCBI's taxonomy places the organism in Eukaryota, Fungi, Basidiomycota, Agaricomycetes, Agaricales, Schizophyllaceae. The annotation marks the transcript as partial. The record is from RefSeq and is a predicted model, not a curated record.
AUGUUGGAAAAGAGGAUCAAGGCGUUUGGGCUGGACGGCAGGCUAGGGAACUAUCCCGCGAAGGCGACGAUCCGCACCCGAGAAGGUCAGACUCCGAUCGCAGAGCCGAUGCAAGGAGCCUCUCCUGCCAAGAAGGAGGUAAUGGACCAACAGAUAGACGCCUGGUUCGCGCAGGGAGUUAUCGAGCCCUCUAUCAGUCCCUGGAGCGCUCCAGUGGUGAUCGCCCUACCCGCAACGGGAAGGCUCGCUUC